Molecule: messenger RNA, 927 nt
Organism: Entrophospora candida
Lineage: Eukaryota; Fungi; Glomeromycota; Glomeromycetes; Entrophosporales; Entrophosporaceae
Source: the annotation of a GenBank genome assembly
AUGCACCUAGUAUUACAACAAAUAUACAACCGAAUAAGGAUAAGAAACCACGAAAGAAAUCACGAAAGAAACUACGAAACAAACCACAAAAAACGGAAUCUUACGUAAAGCGCACACAUGCUCGUAUUGCAUGCCAUCCGUGUCGCAAAGCACGUAUAAGGUGUAGGAAAAAAAAAGAGGGAUCUAGUUCUUGCAAUAGGUGUAUUGAAGAGAAUAAGUCAUGUAUUUUUGAUGAAAAACCGGGAAAAAGAGGCCGCAAACUUUGUGGCAAAAAUAGGCCUAAGGAAGACAAAACAGAAAACCGUGAUAUCAAUUCUGCUGAUAAUACUGUCGAGGUUAUUAAACAAUGUCGCCGUGGAAACAAUAAAGUAGUGGCUGAUAAUCUUAAUUUAGAAGGUACUUUUAGUAUUUUGAGUCCAAAAACACAAGUUAAUGUUGUUGACACUUGUUUCAAGCAUAAUAUGAAAGAAGAAUCAACUAAACUACAAAUUAAUGAUCCAUCAAAUUCGGAUCUUUACAACAUCUGUGGUAAUCAAACUGAUAUUAGUGAAAAUUCGGUCAAAUCUUCUACAAGCAUACUGGAAACUAAAAAUGUAGAUGAAAAUGAAAGAACUUGUGUAGCAACCGCUUGUUCUCGUUGUAAGAGAGGUCAUAUAAAAUGCGACAACCAAAAGCCUUCAUGCCAUAACUGUGAAGAAAAUGGUUACGAUUGUUUUCGUAUUCCGCCGAAAGUUUCGUGUGGCCGUCCCCAAGAUACGCUUAAUGGACAGGGGAAAUCCCUCAAAAAAAAUACAAACAAUGGAGCUAAGAAAACUAGAAAACCUAGAAAAAAACCAUUGAUAAAAUCCAAUGAUGUCAAAAAAGAAUUACUCAAUCAUGAAAGUGUUGGUAUUGACGGAAAUAAUAAUAAUGAUCCAUCAACUUUGG